This is a messenger RNA of Aphanomyces invadans, 1074 nucleotides long. RefSeq lists its product as hypothetical. The coding region runs from base 36 to 929 and encodes 297 amino acids. NCBI's taxonomy places the organism in Eukaryota, Oomycota, Saprolegniomycetes, Saprolegniales, Verrucalvaceae. The transcript has 6 exons. The record is from RefSeq and is a predicted model, not a curated record.
AUUGCCACCGUGUUUCGUCAACUAUUGAGAAUACGAUGGCGACCAAGUACCGGUUCGACGAACGGGUGGCGAUCGUGACCGGCGCGGGCGCUGGCCUCGGUCGUGCAUAUGCGCAUUUGCUGGCUGCACAUGGAGCCAAAGUGGUCGUGAAUGACGUGGGGCUGGCGCAAGGCGAUAAACCUCGACCAGCGGACCAAGUAGUUCAGGAGAUUCGCGCACAAGGUGGCGUGGCAGUACCCAACUAUGACUCUGUCGUGGAAGGAGCUAAGGUGGUGGCGACGGCAAUCGACUCCUUUGGACGGGUCGACAUCGUCGUCAACAACGCGGGGAUUUUGCGGGACCGAGCGUUCCACAAGAUGACCCGUGGCGAAUGGGAUGCCGUGAAGAGUGUCCACCUCGAUGGAACAUUUGCCGUCACCCAUGCGGCGUGGCCACACAUGCGAGCUCAGAAGUAUGGCCGCAUUGUCAACAUCACGUCUGUGAACGGCUUAUACGGCCAAGCGGGUCAAGCGAAUUACGCUGCCAUGAAGGCUGGUAUUAUCGGGUUCACGAAGGCGCUGGCCAAGGAAGGUGGGAGGUCCAACAUUAAAGUAAACGCGGUGGCUCCGGGGGCGGGGUCCAGCAUGACCGCAACGGUCCUUCCGGAAGAAGUGGUAAAGCAGUGGAAGCCAGAGUACGUGGCCCCUACAAUUGCCUACCUAUGCCAUGAGAGCGCUCCAUGCACGGGCUCUGUGUUUGAAUCGGGCGGUGGAUGGGUUGCCCAAGUUCAGUUUACGCGGGCGGAAGGCCACUUCUUCAACUUGGACAAACCCAUCUCCAUCGACGCUGUGGCGGAUCAAUGGAAGGACAUCACGGACUUCUCCAAGGCGACGAACCCUGAGCUAGACGAGGUGACGCCGCAACUCAAGCAGAUCAUGUCCAAGAUCUAACAUCUAACGGCCUGCACCAUCGAACGAGCCGCGGUCGAGACGCCGAAACCGCCUAGAUAAUUUUAUCCACCAAUGGGAGCUCGCAAUUUCAUCAACAACGUCCCUCCAGCGUAAUUGGAACAUUUUUUGCAAAUCAAUUCCUGAA